AAAACUGAAGAAAUUUCAAAGCGUCCAUAAGGAAGUAUUGCCAAUACAAUAAAACCGGGCAUUACUUUAAGUAAAACGUAACAAUUCCUAUUUCGUAUGGCGCCGGUUCUCCCCUUUUGUGCCGCUACUCACCCAAAGCUCCGCGCAUGUCUACUAAUCCGAAGAUGCGCGGAAAAAGGCUCAAGGCGGCAUCGCGCGGGCCGCGCAGGUAGGCGGGGUUAACUUUCUAAAUCCCGCCUCCACAGUUAUGGGACUCGCCACAGACAUCGUCUUGCAGUUAGCCGCCGUGGCGCCAGGGGGGUUCUCGCUCUCUUUGUAGCAAUGAUCUGGCACCUUUACAUCCAGCAAUAAACAACAGCGAGCAGCUCUCUCCCGCCCUCCUUCGCAGUAGUCAGCUUGAUAAAGAAAUAUAAAAAAAAAACAAUAAACAAAAUAAGGGAUAGAGAGAAGGGCCGAGCAGCUAAGUGGCCGCCGGCGCGGAGAGCUCCAAAUCGCACCCCGAUGAAGGCGUUGCGCCCGGACUGACCUCAGGAGAUGGGCCUGCUCAACAUUACAGACCAGCCUCCCCUGGUCCAGGCUAUUUUUAACCGGAACACAGAAGAAGUUCGUUCUUUGUUGCACAUGAAGGAAGAUGUCAAUGCACUGGACCAAGAGAGACGGACGCCUUUGCAUGCUGCUGCUUUCCUGGGUGAUGUUCAGAUUAUGGACCUCCUCAUCAAUUCAGGUGCUAAUGUUAAUGCCAAGGACCAUGCUUGGUUGACUCCUCUUCAUCGGGCUGCGGCCUCACGUAAUGAAAGGGCGGUUCAUCUCCUGCUUAAGCAGUCUGUCGAAGUCAAUGCCCGGGACAAACACUGGCAGACACCGCUUCAUGUGGCUGCUGCCAACCGAGCCACCAAAUGUGCAGAAGCGCUUAUCCCACAUCUCAGCAGUAUCAAUGUUGCAGACCGGACCGGCAGGACUGCCUUGCACCAUGCAGUGCAUAGCGGCCACGUGGAGAUGGUGAAUUUGCUGCUCAACAAAGGGGCCAAUUUGAAUGUGUCUGACAAGAAGGAGCGUCGGCCAAUCCACUGGGCAGCAUUUCUAGGGCACCUAGAAGCAGUCAAGCUGUUGGUGGCCCGCAGUUCUGAUGCCAUGUGUAAGGACAGGCGUGGCUACACCCCUUUGCAUGCUGCAGCCUCCAAUGGACAGAUUGAGGUGGUUAAAUACCUGCUGAGAUUGGGAGUUGAGAUUGAUGAACCCAAUGUGUUUGGGAAUACAGCACUGCACAUAGCCUGCUACACAGGACAGGAGGCAGUGGCCAAUGAACUGGUCAAUCAUGGCGCUAACGUCAACCAGCCCAAUGAGCGGGGCUGCACCCCACUACACUUUGCCGCUGUCUCUACAAAUGGGGCCCUAUGCCUAGAGCUGCUGGUCAACAAUGGAGCCGACGUUAACAUUCAGAAUAAAGAAGGGAAAAGCCCUUUGCACAUGGCUGCUAUUCAUGGGCGUUUCACUCGAUCCCAAAUCCUGAUUCAAAAUGGGGGGGAAAUCGACUGCACGGAUAAAUAUGGCAAUACACCUCUUCAUGUUGCUGCUAAAUAUGGCCACGAACUGCUGAUCAGCACCCUGAUGACUAAUGGAGCUGACACAGCAAGGCGUGGAAUCCAUGGGAUGUUCCCUCUGCACUUGGCCGUGCUUUACGGGUUUUCAGACUGUUGUCGCAAGUUACUCUCCUCAGGUCAGUUGUAUAGUAUUGUCUCGUCUUUGAGUAACGAGCAUGUGCUCUCAGCUGGAUUUGAUAUAAACACCCCAGACAACCUCGGGAGGACCUGCUUGCAUGCUGCUGCUUCAGGCGGAAAUGUUGAAUGUCUUAACUUACUAUUGAGCAGUGGUGCUGACUUGACAAAGAAGGACAAGUUUGGAAGGACUCCUUUGCACUAUGCGGCUGCUAAUGGCAACUAUAGGUGUACAGUGACCUUGGUGAGUGAGGGCGCUGGGGUUAAUGAGACUGACAGCAAAGGCUGUACCCCUCUGCACUAUGCUGCUGCCUCUGACACAUACCGGAGGACUGAUAAGCCACAAUCUGCAAGCCAGGAGAACGAUGAUGAAAUGAUGAAGGAAUCAAGACGGAAAGAAACAUUUUUCUGCCUAGAGUAUCUUCUGGACAAUGGUGCAGAUCCCUCCAUUCGAGACAGGCAGGGCUACAGUGCUUUGCACUAUGCAGCCGCUUAUGGCAACAAGCAAAACCUUGAACUGCUUUUGGAAAUUUCUUUUAACUGCCUGGAAGAUGUGGAGAGUACAAUUCCAGUCAGCCCUUUGCACUUAGCUGCCUAUAAUGGUCACUGUGAAGCCCUGCGUGUGCUCUCUGAAACGCUGGUUAACCUGGAUGUGCGGGACGCUUUAGGGCGCAGUGCUCUGUACAUCGCAGCAGAGAGGGGCCAUGCACAAUGUGUGGAAGUGCUAGUCAACCACGGAGCAAGUUGUGUAGUUAAGGAAAGGAGACACAAGUGGACGCCUCUGCAUGUGGCAGCAGCCAGCGGCCACUCUGACUGCCUGCAUUUUCUGAUUGACAGUGGAGAAAAGACGGACAUUGCAGAUGUCAUGGAUGCACAAGGACAGAGCCCUCUGAUGCUGGCUGUGCUGGGCAAUCAUGUGGACUGUGUCCAUCUCCUCCUGGAAAAGGGUGCUACUGCCGAUGCUGGAGAUAAGAGAGGGAGGACUGCACUUCAUAGAGGGGCAGCAAUGGGUAGUGAGGAGUGUGUGUCGGCACUUUUGGACCAUGAUGCCUAUCCUUUGUGUCGGGACUUUAAGGGCCGCACACCCCUGCACUUUGCAGCUGCCAACAACCAUGUAAACAUUCUGGGCAACCUGCUGCAAGCUGCUUUCAACACAGACCCUCUGGACUCCACACUGGACUACAGUGGGUACACUCCCUCUCACUGGGCCGCUUAUCAAGGGCAUGAAGACUGUUUGGAGGUUUUACUUGAACACAAACCAUUUAGUAUCGAGGAAGGAAACUCUUUCACUCCAUUGCACUGUGCUCUAAUAAAUGGUCAUGAUGCUGCCGCUGAACUGCUGUUGGAGGCUGUUGGCACACAACUUGUAAACAGCAGAGAUGCCAAAGGAAGGACCCCACUACACGCUGCUGUCUUUGCAGACAACAUCCAUGGCCUGCAGCUUCUGCUUGGCCAUGGGGCCGAUGUAAACAUUGUUGAUGAAUCUGGAAGAUCUGCCCUCAUGAUGGCAGCUGAUUCCGGACAAACAGAAGCUGUAGAACUUUUGUUACGUCAGGCAAAAGCUGAUUUGACACUGCUGGACAUCAACAAGAACACUGCUCUGCAUCUGGCCUGUAGCAAGGGUCAUGAGGUGUGUGCCUUGUUGAUUCUUGGGGAGACAUGCGAUCCAGCCCUCAUCAAUGCAACUAACAGUGCACUGCAAAUGCCCCUGCAUAUCGCAGCUAGGAAUGGGCUGGCUACAGUGGUCCAGGCAUUGCUGAACCGCGGUGCUACAGUACUGGCAGUAGACGAAGAAGGUCACACCCCAGCUCUGGCCUGCGCCCCUAACAAGGAUGUAGCAGACUGCCUGGCUCUCAUCCUCUCCACCAUGAAGCCUUUUCCUCCCAAAGAUGCAGUGGGGUCCCCAUUCGGCCUCAACCUGCUGAAGAACUGCGGGAUCGCAGCUACGUGCAGCCCCUUGCCCAAUGGGAACAUCCACCACACCUAUGGCAAGGACCACCAUGCCACCAUCGGGUUGGAUGGCUGCUUUUCUGAGUGACCGCUGAGGCUGGAGGUGUUGGGAGGGGAGUAGUUGGCAUUGCCAGGCUUGAAGAUCACACUUUGGGUGAUUCCUUAAUAACCUUUAAAAAAAAAAAAUUUAAAAAAAGUGUGCAUAUGUAGACAUCAAGGUACACCACAUGUAGUUGUGUACAGGUAAUACAGUCAGAUCAUCUGUUGUCCAUCCCCUGUAUCGACUCAAAUAAGACAGGUGGAAAAGGGGAAUUUGGAACAGCUGUUCUGUACUGUGUAGGGCUCUCGGCAUAAACCUGCAGGAAGGAACGUACAGAAAACACUAGUUCAUCUUUUCCUUUGCCAUAUACAUUGAGUAGCAUUAGCACUGGCAUUUCGGAAGAGAUAAGCUAAUAAGGGAGUGGCAGAUUCUGGCAUGUGAAAUAGUGGCUUUUCUGCAUGUUCCAUGUUCGGCUGGAGGUAGACUAGAGGGCAGCAGUAAUGAGUUUGACAGGGAUCAUCAACCCCCUUUCUCAGCUGAACCCACCCCUCUACGCUUCUUUCAGUUCAAUAAGCCUAGGCUGCUGUAAAAAGAACAAUGCUGGACACUAACAGAAAGACAAAGCAGAGCAGGUCACCAAGGCUUAAUUUAUUUUUUAUUUAUUGUAAAGAAAAAUUUUUAGUCUUGUUUUCCCACUGGGUCAGGACCAGUUCACUUAAACAAAAAACAGACACUGCUGACACAUGACCAACUGGAAGGAGGAAAUAGGGCUGUGGGUGCCAGGAUGAAGUGCUUACUGGUAUACUUUUUGGGUCCAUUGUUGCCUGCUAGUAGAGGCUUGAAUUGCACAUGUAAUAUUAGCUCUUACUUUUUACCUGAAUUUUCAGUUUAUUUUUCCACACUGAUUGCUCACUGGAUUAUUUGCAGUGAUUUGGAGCACAAGUAUUUUUCACCCUUCCACCCCACCUUCUUCCUGGAAAGCACUCUCAACACCCUACUUCCUUAGAAAAUAUGUUUAGAAUCUGAUACGCAGUUCUUUAUUUAUUUCUUUUGUGAAAAUGACCAAAUAUUGCUGUUUUUGCUUUGAUUUAGAGAGCUGCUCCAAAUACCUCCUUUCCAGUCGCCUAGGACACUGAAUAUGUGACCUAUAGUCUGUAGAGAAAAUGUGACCUUAAUUGGUUUCCCAUGAGAUACAAAUAACACUGUCCUUUUCAGCUAGACCAGACAACUCAAAUUGAUAAAUACCAAGAUGAGCAUUAGCUGCUGAAUUAUGUGUCACUUCAGGGUUGUUUAAUACAAUAUAAAUACACGUAUAUUGGUCACUCUCCAGUUAACACGAAGCUGGCAAAUGGCUUCUACACUUUCAAAAGAGCUCUGCCAUACUGUAUUCAGUGCCAGGCAAGUUUUAAUAUGCAUUAUGUUGCAUUUUGCUGACAUCGUCUUUGCUCAGUUUUGUUGGUCAGUGGUGAGAAGAGGCACUUGAUACCUUUUGUAUUCCUUGGUAAUUUUUCCCCACUAGGGAUCUCCUCCAAAUUGUCACCUAUAAUUUCCCAUCAUUGAUGGACCUUGUACAUUUGUGGGCAGCUGUCAUGCACUUUUUUUGUCCUGCUUGACCUCUUUUUGCACUUGCUGGAGAUUUGAGAUUUGUUCCCCCUCCCCAACCAAAAUAACCCACUUUCCUCUGAGCUUCCUGACGUAUAGACAAUCUGUCUGCACUUGUUUGCACUAAGAGACUGAAAUGAAAUGCAAUUGUUAGCUUAUCGGCAAAAUCUAUAGCCAAACCUUUGAGAAGUCACUCAAAUGGAGUAUGCCGCAUGUAGCCCUGUUGUUUGCACCUCUCCCUGACCUUACUCGAGUGACGUGGAUGAAAAAGUGGUAUCAUUUUAAUCAUGGCGCAGGGGAUGGCGGGGGUAGUCGCCUUCAUCUGCUUAGUUGGCAUCGUUUAUUAAUUUUGCCAGUUACCUCACUCCCCUCUUCAGUGGAUGGAAUUGCCCUUUCUUUUUGAAUGUUGUUUACAUAGCUAGCUUAUGAAAUUGAUAAAAAUGCAACUAAAAUCAAAGUGAAUUAAUUGUGAAAAAAUGUGAUAAUUUUAAAGUGCAAUAAAUGAAAUAUGAUAAGGUUUAGUAAAUACACAAGCUUGAAAGGGUGCAAGUACAAGUGAAAUCGGAAGAACUAAUGUGACAGGCUGUAAAUGCCAAUUUAUGCACCAUCAAGACAAAAGGAAACUAUUCAAUUAAAUAAAAUGAUUUAACAUGCAAUAAGCAUAGACUAAAAUGGUGUUUGAACACACCAUGUGCAAUCUGAAGGAGUUGAAAUAUUUGUAAUAUUGUAACACCACGGAAAUGUAAAUAUAUGUGAGAAAUAUUGAUACACCUAGAGUGUAAAUACGGCAGAGUUUGAAAGGAGAAGAACGGACUUACAUGACAGUAUAUCCGAAUGUAAAAUAUUGCUGUCUUUUUUUUCUAAAUAACGCUUCCCCCCCCCCCCACGUGGAUUGGUGGACAGUUUGCCACUCCUGUCUUGCCGCCUUCUAUCCUGCCGAUUUUAUUUGUUGUUUUUCUGUUUGUUAAAAUCUUGGACUGCUCUUCCUCACCUGUGUCUUAAUGUCUGGAUAAAUAGUAAUAGUGUAGCACUAGAUAAGUCUUGUGUAUUGUAGUGUGUAGGAAAGAAUAUUAUACUCUCCAAAUAACCACUUUUUUAUAUAUAUAUAUA
This is a messenger RNA of Erpetoichthys calabaricus (reedfish), 6417 nucleotides long. RefSeq names its product ankyrin repeat domain 52a (gene ankrd52a). The record is from RefSeq and is a predicted model, not a curated record. The coding region runs from base 535 to 3753 and encodes 1072 amino acids. Gene Ontology annotation, biological process: protein localization to T-tubule; regulation of cardiac muscle contraction. Lineage: Eukaryota; Metazoa; Chordata; Cladistia; Polypteriformes; Polypteridae. Gene Ontology annotation, molecular function: protein binding. The transcript is spliced from 28 exons. Gene Ontology annotation, cellular component: T-tubule.